Pseudocercospora fijiensis CIRAD86 is the source of this 240-nucleotide messenger RNA. RefSeq lists its product as uncharacterized. The transcript has 5 exons. The record is from RefSeq and is a predicted model, not a curated record. Bases 1 to 240 code for a protein of 79 amino acids. NCBI's taxonomy places the organism in Eukaryota, Fungi, Ascomycota, Dothideomycetes, Mycosphaerellales, Mycosphaerellaceae.
AUGCAAACGAUAGUGGCUCCGACCUGCGGUGAGGAGAAAGCGGAAACGAAAGCGACAAAGGAGAGGGCGAAAUGGAACGCACACACGAACAGAGAGAACAGGCGGCAGAUCGAGUUGGGAGAGUCAGCAGACUGGCCAGCACCAGAGGGCCUCAACGUGGUCAAGGCUGGCGCUACGCCCCGGAGGCAGAUGCGUCGUGUGCUGUCGAAUCACCUCCAGAAGCUGGAGUGCGGCGGCUAA